AUGGAUGAAGCGUAUGCAGACAGUUUAAGCACAGAUUAUCGAUGGCUAGGCCACUCUCAUUUAGAUAGCCAUCCUUCGGCUGGUGAUAGCAUUCAGUUAGAUUCUAAUGAAGACGAUUUCGAUCCAUCUCGUGUCGAUCGAAUUGGUAGAAUAGCAGAACUCCUAGAUGGAUUAGAAGAAGAACAAAUUCAUGAACUUGUUUCCGGAAUUAAUGAUACUUCCAUCCAAAACAAGGCACCUGCUGACCAAGGCCAAGGAAACACCGUCAACUAUCCCAGUUCUCCCACGAAAGUAAACGACCAGAAAUUUUUUCGACAAGCUUCAAACUCUCAACCAUCAGGUGGGAUUUUUUCAAAUCCUUCCUUUCCUCCUCCUCACCCCCCUGUAACAUUUACGAGUACUCCAUACAAACAUGUGCCAGCUGUCUCAGACGCAGAGCCAUACAAUUCGCAGCAAUUUUUUGAAUACAGGAAUCCAAAUGAAAACCAGAUCCAAAAGCAAUACUCAUUUCCCUCUUCCCAUUCAACCGCUAUUUCACAGACAACUCAGCCGCCUACGAUUCCUUCUAACCCUAGUGCUGCGUCAACUCAAAAUUUUGAAGUAUCCAACAAUAAUAAUCAAAGUCCUUAUCAGUCUGGCUCGACUGAUGGCAGAAACCAACCUACGCAACAAGACUUCUUGCAUGAACAGAAUGCGUAUUCUCCACUUUAUUCAAAUUACCCAAAAACUCAUUCUCAACAUCCAGGAAUUUCUACAAAUCGUGGAAAUGUUCAUGUAGAGUCAGUUCAUGAUCGCCAAGAGCCUGCAACCGCCUGUCCUCCGACAUCGUCCACCUGUGUUUCAACAAUAAGCCAACCUCAACCGGCUACAGAUAAUAAGCAUGAUCCUCCUGUUUCUCAACCUACAGAUAUACAUUUUCAAACGUCCCCUCCAGGACCGCCUGCUGCUGGCCCUCCUACUUCAACAAUAGAAGUUUUACCACCUGCACUAAAUGAUGUAUUGGAAAAAAUGAAUGCCACUAUUCAAUCUCUCACAAAUCAAUGCCAACAAAGGGAUAAACAGAUUGAUACUUUAAAUAAGCAGCUUCUAUUUAAUAAUCAACAAACUGCUCCUACCGUGAUGCCUGCAAUUAUACCAAAGGCUUCUGGUGUGACAAAUCAAAGGAACUUGGCUGAGUCUCAGAAUCCUUACCCUCGUAAACCACCUGCACCAAAACAAACUCGUUCUGUAACCGUUGGUAACGACGCUUCUUUCCCUCAUACAAAGCCCCAGGGCGCUGUAGCGAAUGAAGUUCGAGUACAACUAACGACGCUGGACGCGAUUCUAUUGCAAUUUGACCAUCUGAGGAAAGAGUUGUCUCAGGCUCGUCAUGAAAUACAAGUUCUAAAACAAGAUACUAGCCAAGCGAAGGGGAUCUCCGAAAAUGAAAAAUCCACACCUGCUACUGACAAUUUUUCAAAAGAACACACCUCGUGUGCCAACCGUCCAGAACAUAACGACCAGUGUUCACACCGACAUGAUCAAAAGUCCUCCGUAUUGCAGCCUGUAGAGGUGCCUAACAGUACUUUAAAUAAAACUGCACGAACUAACCCCAAGUUUAAAAAGCUCAACGAUGUCAAUCCCCAACCUGUAUCUCAUACUUCGAAAGCGUUGUCACCACAAGACAUGCCUGAUUCCAAAUUUAACCUGCCGCAAGAAAAUCAACUAUAUUACCGGUUAGGACUACAUUUCAUUGAUAGUCAAUGUAGCAUUGAGACAGCGAAUAUGCUUAAAUCCGUGCUGAUACAGCUGGACAUGCCCUACACUAUCUUUCCUAUGGCUAUUGGACAAGUGCGAAGACAGUUGCAACAAGGUAGACGAUUGUAUCAAUGGAUACAUGUUGUUCAUUAUUUAUUAUUCCAUGAGAAGAUGAACGAAGGCCUUGUUUCGAAACAAUGCUUGUCGGAUUUAUUAAAAAAACUACAGGAGAAACUACGUCUGACUCGAAAAUAA
Schizosaccharomyces osmophilus is the source of this 1992-nucleotide messenger RNA. It is a transcript of the gene sid4, whose product is annotated as SIN component scaffold protein Sid4. The transcript is spliced from 2 exons. The record is from RefSeq and is a predicted model, not a curated record. Bases 1 to 1992 code for a protein of 663 amino acids. Lineage: Eukaryota; Fungi; Ascomycota; Schizosaccharomycetes; Schizosaccharomycetales; Schizosaccharomycetaceae.